AUGCACGAGGACGCGAUGGCGGCAGGCGUGCCGAGGCAGCAGCAGCAGCAGCAGCAGCAGCAAAAAUAUGGCCCGAGUGAAAUGACGCCCUCAUCUUUUGCACCCCUUAAGACUUCGCUGGUGGACGCAUUUCGUAAGACCCCCCGUCACCCUUUAAGAAAUGGGUGUGGGGAGUUGUCACAUGCUGCUGGCCACAGCGGCCUUGAUGAAGUGCAGUCCGGCGUUGGCGCCGCGAUGGCGGAUUUGUGCGAUGAUGUGGGCUGGCGCCACUCCAGCCAGUCGCCGGUAUCGUCCGUCAUGUCCAACGCGGAGGACGUUGACGAUGACUUCAUGGACGGGGCGGCGAAGGGGAGGAAGAAGUGGGCCAGCGAGGGCGUACGCGAGCGGCACAUGGAGUCGUCCGCGUUGUGCGCGCGGUUCUGCCAUGCCUCGGCAAUGACGCCAUUCCGCCGCGCCUGCGCACUUCGCGGCGUCCACGACAGUGGCAACGAAGAGAUGGAUGCUGGCGCUGUCGCUGCUGAUGGCGACGCGGGUGACUAUAUGCGCACACGAGGGGCGGAGUCAAGUGCCUCCUCCCCCUGCAUGAGGCGUAAAACGAACAAUGCGCUUGAAUUCACCGACGCUGACGUGACUAUGGUGCGCGCAAUGGCCAUGCUGCUCGCGGAGGAGCAUGAACGCAAGGAGAGGCAACGGCAGCGGCAGCAGCGCGUGAAAGAAACGUAG
Molecule: messenger RNA, 723 nt
Organism: Trypanosoma grayi
Lineage: Eukaryota; Euglenozoa; Kinetoplastea; Trypanosomatida; Trypanosomatidae
Exons: 1
Coding region: 1-723 (240 amino acids)
Source: RefSeq, a predicted model, not a curated record